Molecule: messenger RNA, 3712 nt
Organism: Dromaius novaehollandiae (emu)
Lineage: Eukaryota; Metazoa; Chordata; Aves; Casuariiformes; Dromaiidae
Gene: SHISA5
Product: shisa family member 5
Exons: 4
Coding region: 123-542 (139 amino acids)
Source: RefSeq, a predicted model, not a curated record
ACGCGCCCGGGGCGCGGGAAGGGGCGGGCGGCUCCGCGCUGGCGGGGGCGGCGCGGCGGCAGGGGCCGGGCCGGGCCGGGCCGGGCGGCGGCGGCGCGCAGAGCAGCGGAGCGGAGCGGAGCAUGGGUUUUGGAACCUUUGUUGCGAUUGGGGUUACCCUCUUUGCAGUGAUCGUAGUCACUAUUAUCCUGUGCCUCACCUGCUCGUGUUGCUGUUUGUAUAAAGCAUGUCGAAGACCACGGCCUGUUGUGACUACCACGACUGCCACCACGGUGGUUCACGCUCCCUAUCCCCAGCAACCAGCCGCGCCGGUGGGCUACCCAGCAGCGCCGUACCAAGGCUACCAGCCCGUGGCUAUCCAGCCACAGCCUGGAAUGCCGAUAGCGCCGUACCCUACGCAGUAUCCUCCCCCUUACCCCACGCAGCCAUCGGGACCCCCAGCUUAUCAUGAAACAGUGGCAGUUGGUGCUGGAGCACCUUACCCCGUCAGCCAGCCCCCGUACAACCCUGCUUAUGUGGAUCCUCAGAGGCCUGUGUAUUGAACAGAUCUGCUACUACGCUUCUGUAUACAAAACUUUUUAAAAAUAUAAUUUGUGCUGUUUACACCAUGUAGUAUAUUUUCCUGGAAGACAACAAUAUUUUGUCCAAGUAAAGCGAAAGCGAAUUCAGUAUCUUUUUUUAAUGUUUUGAGUACACGGAAGGAGUAUUUUCUUGCAGAAAUUAUUCACUUAUACCUCAAGCAAAUACAAAAAGAGAUUUUGUUCAAAAUGCAGUGCAAAAAGUAUGAAGGAGUACUUCAGAAAUAAGGAUGAUCAUAACAUUUACUGUGCAAUAAUUUUGAAGUGUGAUAGAAAGGAAUGAUUUAAUAUGAGCAUUUUCAAACACCCAAAGCUGUAGCAAUCUUUUGCACAGUGCUAAAACAUAAGAACUUAAUCUCUAAGAGAAGCAACGAUAUAUGUUCUGCCUGUGUUGAAGUUACUAUCAUUAUGUAAGCUACAUUGUAAUAUGCUUCCUUUACGGUUUAAAAGGGAAUUUUUCUUUUUUGAAACAUAUUUGCAUUCUGUAAGGGAUAGUGAACCAUGUUUAAUUGUCUUUAUGCUAGUUGCAUUUUUCUCUGCUAAAUAGCAUGGGUUGGUUAUCUCCUUGUUUUCUUUUCCAAUUUUAAGGCUUAAAAGCUGUAACUUUAUUGGCUGUCUUUUCAGGUUAUUUUAAUUCAUGGCUAGAAAUCAGUAACAGAAACAAACCCUCUGCGACCCACUACAACAAACAGAUCAAAAGCUGAAAACCUGAGAAUUCUGUAUAAAAAUUAUUGGAUGAGUACUUGGUUUGUGUAAAUAGCUGUAUGUUAUUGACUAGUUUCAAAAAACAAAUCACCACCUUAGUCAUAUGUUAAGUGGACGUGACUGCCAGUAUUCAGUCCUGGCUCAUCACAGGGGAGGUAACUGGCUUUAUAGGAGAUACGCAAUGUCAAAAAUAGUUUGUGUUUUUUUAAAUUUUUAGGGUUUGUCACUGCCUGUAGCAGGAACCUUGUAGGGAUGUUGUAUCUUUAUAAACUAAGCCUGUAUUUGAGAAAUAAUAUUGGAGGGGAAUAAGAAAUACCAACCUGACAUGCAGUAGAGAUUAAAUCUCCCUUCUGUCUUCAACAUUCGCAUUAAACUGAGUAGAGAACGAGAAGUCAGGAUAAGGAGGGGUGGAAGGAUUUGGUCACAGAGAGAUAAUGCAUUUCCAACAUCACGCUUGCAGUCAUGAAAACAUCUUAAGACACCUUCAUGACUAUUACUAAUAUUUGCAAGGCUUUUGGCUCUGUACAACUUAUAUUUAUCAAGCGACUCUUGACUUUUUUAGUAUACUCUAUAAUUUCAUCUUUUCUAGCAUUGAAAUACAAUUCCUCAGAAGAGCUAUCUGUUGACUGUUGUAUCAACCACUGUGACAUAAUUUGCGGAAUAAUUUUGACACAUCUCGUAUACUGAUAUUACUUGCUGAGAGGCUGCUAAGCCACCUGUCCUGGGAUUCCACAUUUGCCAUAUAUUACUGCUUGAAAAACAUUGAUCUUGUAACUGAUGGUAUUGUUUUACCUCGUAUACCUGUGCAGAAUGAUGGAUGUCCAAGGCAGCCUUAUUUGUUUCUCACCUCGGUUUUUGAGCCCAUUUCUAUGUUAUUCCAGGUCUUGUUUAAGAAAAUCUUAAGGGUAUUUCAGAAAAAAAAAAACAUGUAGAAUUUCUUUAGCAUUGUGAUUCAUGACAACCUAUGCACCUCUGUUAAGCCUCUCUGAGCGGAGUGUUUAAGUUAACAGCAUGAAAUGGUGCCCAGAGGCACUCCCAAAGCAGGAAUGGACUAUACCUUUGUGAUCCUCCUCUUCCCUGUCUUGCAGCCCAGGAAUUGGGCAAUGCUUCAUUACACUGUUAGGAGUUGUGUGGCAGCAACCAAAAAUGGACAGUGUCCGCUGUUGAAGCGUUUCCCUAGAAGUCCUGAAUAUUUGUGUUGGAGGUCAUUAAAGUAGUGCAGAAGUCAUCCUUUUUGUGUAGAUCCUACCUGUGUGUGUUACGCACGUAGAAGGAGGGCAAAGACUAUUCCAGCAAUUUUGUUCGCCAGUGCCCAGGUGGAAUCUGGCCAGCGAGGCGCAGCCAGCAAGCGCAGGUACCAGGCAGUCCUCGGAGCACAGGUACGAUUUUCUAGUUUUUGUGUUUAUGAGGUGGUUUCUCUGCGCCUCCGUUUCCUUCCGACAUCUUAGGUGAUAAAACGUACAGUUCGUGGUGGUGUCAGUAGGGUUGUAUUUUUGGAUAUAAAAGGAAAGUCUGCAAUUUCAUGAGGAGAAGUUGGCUCUAUCAUCUGCCAUCUGUUAUCCCUAAGAAAAAAGCCCACGUACAGCAGGUAGUAGGAAAGUAAAGUGGUGGCAACAACAGAAGCCCCAAAUCUGAAGUUUUAGGGUCAAUAUAGUAGAGACCAGAUAGUACACAGAGAUGUUCAGGGUGAUUUAGGAGAGGUGGGAGAUGUGGUAUCCUGAAAGAGGGGUAGGGUUAAGGAGCCUGUUAAUUUACACCUUUCCUUCAAUAAGUAUAUGAUAAUGAUAGCUAUAUUCAAGUGAAGAGUUGAAUCAUUAAUACAUGAAGAAUGCAUUAACUACUUCAGUUACAAAAUUGGUUGAAAGAAGAGAAAAUGGUCCACUUUCCUCACUUCUUAAUUGGAGCCCUUAGCCAGAUCUUUUCUUGCUGUUAGUGUAUUAACCAUCAUCAAGAAUAAGACAUGGGACCAAAUUUUGUUCAGUUAUUCCCAUGCAAACCCAUUGAAACCUGUUUUCAUAUAGUUAAGUGAAUGGGAUGGUUAUAGAAAAGAAGUUGGUCCAUGAAGUUUUAGUUGAAUCAUUACUGAUGUGUCAUUCCAAACAGCUAAUUCCUUCAUUUCAAACUAGUUACCCACAGUGCCGUAGGGGAGGGGGAAUGGAGUUCAGAUUUUAAAUGUUGAAAGAGUAUAUGUUCUUUCCUUUUUUUUUUUUUUUUUUUUUUAAUUCUGUAAGUGCCUUUGUUUCAGAAAUGUCUUUGGAAAUUAGAUAUCAUAGAAUAUUCUGUUGUACUGAAUUUACUAGGUAAUAAUUGUUGACUUUAUUAUGUAUUGUAACCUAGCUUUGUAUGUUGUUUCUAGUUCAAAACGUAAGUACUCAGAAGAAAUGGCAUAAACUCUAUGCACCUUUGUAAUAAAUGCUGUGUUUGAAGUA